ACAUCGCUUUAAACGGGCGUUUUUUGUUAAUUGUUAAGUCUAUGAAGCGUAUAUUGUAUUAAAACAACCAUAUCAGUUUUAUUUACUGAAAUAAACAUGUAGAAUUUAUUUCUGUCUCCCUAGCAACCGUCCGCCAUAUUUUGUAAUCAACUGGUUGUGUACAUCUCGCGUACAGCACACAGCAUUCGGUUUUCAUCAUGUCUGACGCUGAAGGAGAGGAUGUAAUGGAGGAAACAGAAGCCGAAGAAGCUGAGGAACCCCCAACUGGUGGCGAGGAGGCAGAGGAAGCGGUUGGAGAGGAGGAAGGGGAGGAAGAACAGCAGGAAGAACAAGAGCCAGAAGAGGAAGAAGAGAAGUUACCAGAAGUACCACUUACUGAAGAAAUGAUGCCAGAAUGUUUAUCAUUGCUGUGUAAAACAGGAGAUGGUCUGGCUCACGCAUAUGUAAAGAUUGACAUCAAGGAAAGAGAACUCACUAACAUCAGUCUCCUCAAGUCUUUCAUCCACCUCCGCUACGUGGACGUGAGCAAGAACAAGCUGAAAGAUAUCUCGCCGCUGAGCGCACUAACACACAUGCUGACCUUGAAAGCAGAUGAGAACCUUCUGACUAGUGCACGAUUAGAGGAGAUGCCGUUCCUACAGGUGGCCUCGUUCAACAGCAAUAAAAUCACAAGCACUGAGGGUGUCAAUCAUCCCAUGUUGGAGCAUCUGUCCAUAAAUAACAAUGAAAUCACUAAAAUUACUGGCCUUGAUACUCAGAAGUUGAGUCGGUUACACACGCUCGAAUUGCGAGGAAAUAAAUUGACCACCACAGACGGCAUUGUUCUUCCAAAUUUGAAAAAUCUUUUCCUAGCAGCCAACAUGAUCAAGCAUCUGGAAGGCAUGCAGCAUCUGACGGGCGUCCAGACCAUCCACCUCAGGGAGAACCAGCUCUCACAGCUGGACGGCUUCCGAGAGGAGAACAAGAUGCUGCAGUACAUUAACAUGAGGGGCAACAAUGUGACAGACGUGAAGGAGAUAAAGAAGUUGGCAGUGGUCCCCAUGUUAAGAGCUCUAGUCUUAUCAGAGAACCCAGCGGCGGAAGAAGAUGACUAUCGCGUGGAGGUCCUUAUAGCGCUUCGUAAACUUGAGCGUCUCGACAAGGCAGAGUACACAGAGGAUGAAAGGAAUGAUGCUGAAGAGAUGGCUGAGGCAAGAAAACUAGAGGAGGCGAAUGCAGAGCUUAGAGAUUUAGCAGCUGUGCAUGUGGGGCCUACAAGAUAUCAUAUAACUUUUCGCGAUGAUGAUGAGUUGGAAAAUGCCGGAGGAUGCUCAGAUAGUUUCCAUCAGCCAGGCCGGACAGCAACAGGAAAAUGAAGAACCUACGCCGGAAGACUAACCCCUGUGUUAACCAGCAUGUUGCAUGAGAAGGAGGAAAAUGAAGAUGAUUUUCAUGAGAGUGAGCCCGAGUAAACCAGACAAAUACUAUAAAAUAAGAUUAAGAAAGGGGACUGAAUGUGCACAAAUUUAUUUUGAAACUUUGAAGUUUAGUGCACAACAACCAGUUAAUUUAUUAUCUCUAAAUAAACUUUUUUUGUCUUCUUCCUUUAUUGAUUUCCAAAUAAACUAUUGUUGAAUAGUAACUGCCAUGUGGAUUCAUGAAAUACAUAAUUUAUUACAUGGAAACAAUUGUUUUAAAAGGAACUGUGAUAAAAUUGCAUUAUAUGAAUUUUGUUGAUGUAAUAAAUGAAUUUGUACAAAAUUAAAAAA
Dreissena polymorpha is the source of this 1748-nucleotide messenger RNA. RefSeq names its product leucine-rich repeat-containing protein 23-like. Gene Ontology annotation, molecular function: protein binding. NCBI's taxonomy places the organism in Eukaryota, Metazoa, Mollusca, Bivalvia, Myida, Dreissenidae. The coding region runs from base 198 to 1355 and encodes 385 amino acids. The record is from RefSeq and is a predicted model, not a curated record. The transcript has 11 exons.